This is a messenger RNA of Porites lobata, 12929 nucleotides long. The record is from the annotation of a GenBank genome assembly. Lineage: Eukaryota; Metazoa; Cnidaria; Anthozoa; Scleractinia; Poritidae.
UACCGGUUUUACGCAUCAGAGGAGCUUGAUAUCAGAAACGUUUUUCAUGGGGACAGCUUACAAAGCCGAUGUGGUUAAACUUCCCUCUACAGCUCAAAUCGCGAAAAUAUCCCAACAACUUGGACACGAUUUAGUGAACGCAGAAAUUCAGGAAUAUAGAGGUUAGUCAGGUUUUAGUUUUGUUUAUUCAUAAUUUAUUAAGUUCGGGUCAAAUGGCCUGUCUACCUUAUUCUCGAUAAUCUCAUCUGCUUUUUCAGUAAGCCAGUACUAAAAAUAUUUUAGUUCUGUUUUUAGUAAGGCUGCAGCUGUGCUUUAAAUUUUGAAGUUCGGAUUGCGUACUUUAAUUUAGCAAAAACACAGCAUCACGCAAUCGCUCCUUUUCCUGUUGGAGGCCGGAACGCGACAAUGUUCAGUCAUGCGGCGACUGGGUUAUCGUCAGCUGAAAUCUCAGCGAGUCAACCAAAGCCUCACAAAGCUUUUAUCUCAGUUCACGGAUUAGUGAAGGCAAUUUGCUAGGUUUCUGUGCUCGGCCAGCAGGCGUUUCGAUCUUGUCUUGGCCCUAUUGUUAACUUAAUCGCUGAUUACCAUUUUCAGAAUUAAAAUAUUUCCCCUGCUUUACGAUCUUCGUCAACAACACAACUUGCUCCUAGAUGUCCAUCAAUAAAACGGAGUGCAUGGCAACCGGCGCUCUAUGUAUUCCAUUUCCAAUUGGUUCUGAUUUCAAAGUUUGCGUAGCAGUGUCAAAAAAACAAUAGGUUUUAUUAGCAAAACAACAACUUUGCACGUGCACCACGCUUUUUUGUACAUUUCUUCUGCCCGUUUUUGCAUGACUACGAAGUAAACAUGUCUAAUUCCGCAUUUUAUGGAGGACGUAAACAAGCAACGACGAAAUUCUAUUUCUCUUUCUGUACUUGUGUGUGGUGCCUAGGAAUUCAACUCCAGGAGGGUUCGCCUACAUUUGACAAAGUAAGUGGGUAGGAAUAAUUGCGAUAAAGAAUGAAACAACGCAAAUUCACUUUUUAAGCGACGUUCUCAUUGCCGUCGUGUCGUUGGAUCUUAAAGUCCCUAAUAUAAUGGUCAAAGCAUUCUAGAAAUACCUGUCUCACAAACCCUCGCGAUAUGUGUGCGCCACUCAAGUUUUGAAAGCCUUUCCGUGCGCAGUUGGAAACUGCUUGAGGGUCCUUGAAGCGUCACGAUAUGUACAGUCAUUCAUUCAAUUAAUCAAUCAAUCAAUUAAAUCGUUUAUUCAGAUCAAAAAGCACACCACAAUCUUUCGACUGAAUUACUUAUUUAUUUACAAAUUAGGUCUGUCACUCAAUAUUGAGCACUUUUGACCGCAUUAAAACACCAUCAACAAAAACAAAAGGAAAACAAAAGUGACUGAAAUAACCGCAAAGUAAUAAAAGUGUUAAUAAAUGUUUGAAAUUGCAUUUUUAAAAGCAGCUAGUGAAUUGGACAAUGCCAUAUACCUUGGGAGUUUGUUCCUUUCUGUAAUUGUCCUUGGGUAGAAAGAAUACUCGUAGUAAUCCCUAAUGGCUGUUGGCUGUGUGUAAGAGUACAAUACUCUAUGGAGAGAGUUGAGUACGAAUGGCCAGCGGAUUGUAGUUUUGCAUCUUCAUGAGAGACUAGUCUGUAUCGUAUUUUAUACAGCAUGGUUUGGAUUGGCGUUAUAUGAUUCGCCUACUUUCUAGUGUCUUCCAUUUCAGAUUGAAAGCAUUUUGGUUACACUAUCUUUGCGGUCGAAGCGACAAAACAGUUCCUUAGUAUUUACAAAACUACAGUUCGUAUUUAUCUAUACCCAAUGAAAGGUGGAAAAAACUAUGACUAUUAUCAUUAGAUUUAAUCUAAAAAUUUCUUAGUUUUGUCUCCCUUUGUUCGGUCUUUUUUAUAGACAGGAAUACAUGUAUAAGAAACUCUCUUCGACUUCUAAGAGUGGACUUUGGCCAAAUCGGCCGUCCCACACCGUUAAAAAGAUCUAGAUAUAGCGAAUCGGGCAGAUAACGUCGGGAUGCCAACCAUUACCCUUUCUAAUGUUUCACUAUGGGUGCGUUGCUGAUGAUGAUGAUGAUCCUGAUCAGGAUCACUCGGAUCAUGGUAGGUCAAGUGAACCGAUGAAUCCUUGUCCAGAGUGGAUUCAUCGGUUCAUUUCAUCUCAAAGGAACGAAGCCAUUAUAUGUGCAAUUAGAAGAACCAGGUCGCAUAGAAGGCCACCAAGCAUACGCGCUCUAUUUGAUCAGAGAAAUAACUAGACAAACUGUGGUGGAAAAUCCAAUACUGCAACGAUCUAAUUAGUUGAAUGACCUAGUUAGCCACUGGGAGUUUAAAACUAUAAAAAUCUGUGCAAAUUUCAGGUCUUUCCAAUCAGUUAUUUAGAGAAAAUUAGCCAAAAAAGCUGCAGAGGCAAGCGAUUUUAACGAUUGGUAAAAAUUAUCAGCGUUGUGAAACACACUGACCCUCAUCUGUUUAGUGCCAUCUGUGCUGUUGUUUAAGUGAGUUCUAUUCCAGAAUGUUGGCAGGAGGAAGAUCACGUGACUGUCUUCCCUGCCCUGUUCCCUGCCUUCUGACUUCAUUCACCACUGAACCAGACUCGUACUUAGUCGCUCUUUAUUUUUGAGGGGGAUGAGAGAAGAUUGGUGUGAGGUUGAGGCACGCGGGAACUCACAGGAAGGAACGAAGGAAAAAUAGCCUCGUUAUUUUUUCUUCGUCCCUUCCCAUGAGUCCCCGCGCGCCUCAACCCAACCCCAAUCUUCUCUCAUCCCAAAAACGGAUAAAUAGGGACUGGGUACCAAUCUGCCACUGAACACCCACCUCCACACCCAGAAAACAGUGUAACUGAAUGGUGCCAGCAGACGUCUCUUUCCUCUGGUACUGGUAUUGGUAUUCUCUUUUCCUCUCGCCCACCGAAUGCAGGCGCUCAUGCUUACAACAGGAACACGAUGCCUCCAAGAACGAAACUGUCCAUGUAUCUAAAGCAGCAAUUGUGUUUAAUCCAACAGAUGCCAUUGCUCAGUCCUUACAGGCAACUUAUCAGCGGCUAUCAGAAAUCCCUGACCCCAAGUUACCAGUAAAAUAUCCCCGUACACCAGGAUAUCGACCCGUUGGCGAGGAUAACCCUUUGAACGCCUGGUAAGUUUAUUACUGUCCUUUUUAUGCCGUCGUAAUAAUUUAAGGUGGCUCCAUAGGGUUUUUCAGGGACAAUACCUCCCAAGUUUGAGCAUAAGCCUGAUAAGCUACGUCGCCAUGAACAAAAAUUUGGAAAAAUUACCACCACAGCUGCAUUGGAUAAAGAUGAAAAUUUGAUAUGAUCAGGGUUACGAUGAUAUUGGAGUUGUCAUAGCAAUGAAAUGGCGCCAUUUCCAACUUUACUUGCCACUGGGAACUGAUCUUUCAAAAUCAUUCACGGCAGCUUUAUCUAGCUAGUAUUGUUCAUUGUAAUAGUAACUAAAUUUCCUCACGGAGCAUAACGUGUCCGCGCGUUCCAGAUCGAAUUGGAAUUUGGAAAUGUUAAUUUGUUUUUUAUAAAGAGACGGGGAAACCGGAGUACCCGUAGAAAACCCUCUUGGAGCAAGGGAAAGAACCAACAACAAGCUCAAUCCACAUAUGGCGUCGACGCCGGGAUUUGAACCUGGUCAACAUUGGUGGGAGGCGAGUGCUCUAACACCUUUGCUGCCGCUUUGUUUCAAACUUUAAUCCUGACGCUAAGGAAAAAUUUAAUUUGACACAUAAAUUCAGCACUGAAUCACUGGCCUUGUUUUUCUUUGCCAGCUAUUACUGGCUACGAUCGAUAACCUUGGUAUCGCUAGGUAUUACUUGAUGUUUUUUAAUUAGGAAGUGUUAUAAUUUACAGUUUUAGCAACCUUUGACAUUGAUUAGUAAUGUGUCCUGGACACCUUUCAGGAAACUCGUUCUUUAGUUAAACUAUACUGACUUUGUCUGAUCGUAGUCUCUUAAUAUUAAAUUUCGCUCUAUAGGUACUGGCGCUGCAACAUUACAGGCGCACCAAACGGGAAACUCCUAGGCAAGACGAUUGCCAUCAAAGACAACAUUUGUGUUGCUGGUGUUCCGAUGAUGUGUGGCUCCCGUAUUCUGGAAGGUUACAUCCCGGAUGUUGAUGCGAUUGUGGUGUCCCGGAUAUUGGACGCUGGUGGUUGUAUACUAGGAAAAGCUGUUUGUGAGAGUUUAUGUAGCAGUGGAGGUAGCUUCACUUCUGCUACUGGUCCUGUUCUGCACCCUGGUGAUCCGACGAGAAUGACGGGAGGAUCUUCAUCGGGAUGUGCAGCUUUGGUAAGAAGUUGUUUUGUAAAGUUCUGUCGGUACAUAUCAUCCAGUAGCAGUGGCAGUAGUCAUCCAUCAGUUUUGGAUGACUAUGGAUUUUCACUCUGGUCAAGGUGGUCUUGUGGUCUACAGCCUCGUCUGUAGUUGUACAGUCGAAUGCGGGAGUGGCAGUUUCUUCCGCAGUGUGUGUAAAAGUAGUUGGUGGAAUCUCUUUAGGGUUUAACAUCUCAGCCAUGCAUCCUUGUUCUUAUGAACGGUUUUAGGUGGCGGGAGGUCACGUGGACAUGGCUCUUGGAACAGAUCAAGGUGGGUCUAUACGAAAUCCAUGCGGACGCUGUGGCAUUGUGGGCUUAAAACCCACUUUUGGUCUCGUACCGUACACGGGAAUCAUUCCAAUGGAGUUCAGUCUUGAUCACGUGGGUCCCAUGGCAAAGAACGUGCACGAUCUAUCCUUGUUAUUAGAGGUUUGUCCCUUGACUUAUUAUAAGAAAAACCAUCCUGUAAUAGCUAUUAGUUUAUUUUGAGAUUACUUUUUUGAAAAAAAAAAACGUCAUUAGGGCCUUCCCCCAAUUGAUGCAGGUUACGUGAUUUUGUGUUUAAUUCACUUCUUACAUGUUUCACUUGAUCGUUUCUAGUAGGUAGGUAGUUGUGAUUGAAUUCAGAUUUGGUAGCGAGUGUCGAUGAAUUUAUUAGACUUGCAUUACUUUCAAAACAAGGACAACUCCAGUUGCUUCAUAUGCCGGCAAUCCUCACUUACAGACAAACGUUUUGCUCAGGACUGAAAUGGUAAAUGUUAGCUCAAUUAGAACUUAACGAUUCUAUUUUAGGUUUGGGACAAAACUUUCAGAUGCUUAGUUUUGAUUUAGAUCACUCCCAUUAUCUCAAUGUUUCACCCUUGAACUUUUACCCUCAGUAUUAUGAAGAUGUUCAGUUCUUUCUAUCUUCGGUUUUUGGUGGCACCAUUUGUAUGUAGAGCCGUUUUUAAUUUCAAGUAGGUGUCGUAAGUGCUUUCGUUUGAAUUGCUGAUCUUUUUCAUUUUUCAAUAAUGAUGCCUCUCGUUAGCUUUUUAACCAGCUGGAAACCAAAACCGAUCGUGACUUGCUCUUUCUUGUUUUAUCGCCCUUGGCGUUGUAUCUAUAUUGUCUUAAUACAUACUUUUCUUCUUUACUUUUUAAUUCCGUGCUUAUUGUGAUUUUCAAAGUAUUUACUUUUGACUUUUACGAGAAUUUAUUGCAAGCGUUAUAUGGUUAUGCACCUCAUUUCCAUAUAUAGAAAGAAAUUCUGUUUUGCUCGUCUGUGUACAUUAUUUUAAAACCAGUUUAAUUUUUUCCGAGUGUUUCACUUCCUUUUCUAUUCUUUGAAAGGUGAUUGCCGGUCCCGAUGAUGGUCUUGAUUACCGCCAGCCACACAGUAUGCAGUCUCCUGAAUCUUACACCAGUAAGGUAAUACAGAAAAUCAUUGUUUUGUUGGAAAACACAUACGAUUUUUUAUGUAGGGGCGUGCCAUGAUGACGUCUCUCGAUGGGAAUCAGAAGACUUGGUCACUCCUGUUCGUCUUUAGUGUCUUUGUCCUUGCAUCGAAUACCCCAAGAUGAAUUCAACUCUCUAGUUUCUUGUUGUGACGAUGGUGGACCGCCCAAAUUUAAACCUAUACGGUAGGGAUGUGAAAACGUCAAAGUUGUACAGCUUGUAAAGCCUGCCAAUACAGCCUUCAGUCUCUCCUGAUUCCUCGCGAACAGGGAUGCCUAGCAGGAAGUACCAGGAAAGACGGCUGUAUUCGCAGGCUGCAGCUUGUAGGGCAAGAAAACGUUGUUGUGGUUGAGUAUCCGUUGCGAAUUCUUUCAAGUGUCUGGCAUUAUUGAUAUUCGCUGAGAUCUCUUUAAUUGUCAAGCUGGCCAUCUUUUUAGAUAAUUCUUACUGCUGCUUGAAACUGUCAACACUUUUGAGCUUUGUUAUUAAGCCUGGAUCAUUGGCCGAGAUGUGCUGUUGGUUGUUACUCCCUGGGAUAAGAACUAGUACAAGUCCGUACGAAUAUAAUUGCAUUGAAUGAAUUUGUUUCGCAUGGCCUUCGUUUCAUCAGAUCUUUAUUCCAUCAAGGUGUUAAGAUGAUGAGCUAAUUAUCAGUUAUAAUAUUAAAAGUGUGGCGUGGCGUUGCGGGUCAUGAUCAAAGGUAACAUCAAGCGAUGCGAUUGCAGUCGUCCUUCUUAAAGUCUUUAGACUUCUUAUAACCUGGGAUGUAGUUACCUUGCCUUGGUUCGACUCUUGAAAGGUCGGAUCAGUUGCCAUCAUAUGAUCGUUCGUGCAACAGCCUGAUAAUUCGGAUGAAUAAUAUGAUAUCACCUGUAGACAUUACAUGGCAUCUUCUCCUACUCUUAUGUGCACUGCAGAAUGAGGCCCAAAACAUGACUUCUCUGCUGGACACUAUAUUAUUUUCAGGAGGUUCCUUCUGAUCUCAUCUGGUUUAAUUCUGUCGUAGUUUGUGUGGUCUUCUCAAGCAAUGCAGUAUAAACAAUAUAAGGUUGAUUCAACAGAGCUGAAUUGUACUGGUCAAAUUUCCUCAACACCUCCAGGUCUUGAAACUUCGUAUGCAUGUAAAGGUUAUGGCCGGCCAUUUCGUGUAUGUCAAUCUAACACUGAAUGUGGUAAAUUAUUUGGUCAUUCUUGUCGAACCAGUCAGAAAACGAAUGUUUGAAUUGCCAAAGAGUCGAUCUACCUGAGCUGGUACAACCUCACAAUACUGUUUCUCUGCUAUGUCACUGCGUUCCGCCGCAGAGAAAACGUUUAAGUUCUAAUCAGCAGAAAGGCAACAACACGUUGAAAUAGGAAGGACACGAUCAGUUGUGUUUAUUGGGGACGAGAAAAAGCUAACGUACAAGAAAUAAAGUAGUGGCGGAGAAAAACGAAUUACAUCACUGUAAACUACGAGACUAAACGUAAACAGCAUACUAGAAAAAUUAAGCUCGGCAAGGUGCGAGCGGUAAAACUGGCUGUGUCGAGUGACUAACGCGAGAGGCGACAAGGCUUAAAUGCCGAGAUGUGACGUAAAAUCCCUAGAGGAUCAAACUGCGGCCAUAAAUGCAAAUUCCGAACAUAAACACAUUUAUCAGUCGUCGGUAAACUUGUUUGCCCUUAAAGAAUCUCGUCAAGUCUUUCCUGUAACGUCUUCUUAGAGUAGCCUUGACUCGCCUUUGCCGUUCUGAGGGCUUCUAUAACAUAACGGCCUCGGCGAGUGAUAUGCGGCUAGAAACUUUUCUCGGCCAGGUUGUCACUUUUCCGGUGAAUCGUUUGCACUACGUGUGGACGUUUUUAAUGUCUGUUAUUUGUUUGUUGCUAAAUCACUUUCUUUCCAGGCUAAACUGGCUCAAACAUUGACAGAUAAGGAAAGGAUUAUUCUCUCGAAGCCCUAAAGCAUACAUGCGCAUCCCCACGCUGGUUGAAUAACGGACUCACACACGUAUUAAGAAUCUUUUUCUUACAGUUAACAGGUGACAUCUCCCAUCUUCGCCUCGGUCUCCUUAAGGAAGGUUUCUCUCGUCCUCAGUCCGAGCCUGAUGUUGACGAAUUGGUUAAAAAAGGAGCUGAAGGGUUAGCUAAAAAGACGGGCGCUUCUUUACAAGACAUCUCUGUACCAAUGCAUUUGGAUGGUAAGUUUUGUUUCCCCUCUUUUUGAAAAACUAAUACUGGCAGUAACUACGACUUUAGGGUUUUAUCGUUCGUUACUGCGGAAUAGCGUAAAGGAUUCCAUUAGGCAUACCUCGUCCUUAUCAAAGUUUUAAAAUACGGUUUAGUUUUUGUGGUUAGGAGUUUUAAUUGUUUAUUAGGAAUUUCUAGUUGUUUUGUUCACAAUCCUCAAACAUUUAAUAGUUACAUUCUUAUUAUCACGCAAGUUGUUGUAAAUAGUGCUAGUUACUGUUUAAACAUAUGCUUGAAAGCGGCGUUCGAACACUCGUCUUGUAUACUAAUUGUUGUUUUGUAGUAGUAAACAAAAUACAAGCGUGUUGUAUCAUGUUCUAUUUGGUUUAUUUUUUUCUAAUCGUUUUUUGAACGGCGUGCCUGUAAGCUAGCUGUUAAUCUAAGUGCAUUUCAACUGUAAAGAAACCUUUCAACCUUUUAGAUGAUCCAAGGAAUAAAAAUUCAGCUGACGACAAAACGCUACGUAAUGAAAAAGUGAGAGAAUGGAGUAGGAGCUUUAGGUGAAUCGGAAAGAAAAUAAUGCUGGGACUAAGCCAAAUUUAACUUUACGGGUGGUCAAAACGCUUGCUUAUCGAAAGUUAGGAGUCGAAAGCAGACGCAAAAAUGAUUUAUAAAGGUUUAGUUGAGCUAAAACUAAGGUCCUUUAAACCUUACCUGCCUGAGGACUUAGAUCUUUGUCGAGGUUUACUGAUUUUGGUCGAAAUAAUGAUUUCUUUUCGUUUUUUAUCAAAUCGGCUCAUCUCUCUGCUUAUACGUCACUGAUGGUGUGAUGAAAUAAGCUCCACUUAAAGUCUGGUUACUGGCAUGUUUUGGUCAGUCUAGAAAAUGACGAGAAAACCACAUGCAAAGCAGUAUGGGGUGAUGCCAUUUGGACUCUGUUAUGCGCCUGCGACCUUUGAGCAACUGAUGAGCAGUACGGUCACCAGUUUACCAUGCUGUACGCUCGGCGUCGAGGCCGAACAUUUUUCAACAGGAUACGUCAAAUUGAUAUUUAAUCCUCAUUUUAAUUCGAACGCCAAGUCAGUUUCAAUUGCCAGGAAGAGCGUGAACCUGGCCGGCGUAAAGGUGUUAAAAGAAAGCCCAUGUUGACGAAAAAUCUUUCAUGUAGGCUCGCAACAAAAAUUUCGUCUGUAAGCGUUGACAACAAGUUGAGCCUGUAGCUAUACAUGCACAGUUGGCGCCUCUCCGAUCGCUAAGACUAGAUGUACUACAAUGUAUUAUUUGUGCAAUAGAGCUCAUUCGAGCAGGAGGUUACACUUGUUGCUUAGUGUCUAAGUGCACAAAACACAGACGUUUUUGGACAAGCUCCUCCACCUACGAGUCUGUGGGGCUGUAAUUUUCCGGGAAAAAACGGCAUGUAGCACUAUACUUAUUAACGCCAGACAAACACACUAUUGUGUUUGUUAUUCGUUUGCACUGAAGGGUUGUGUUAGUGAACUGACAUCAGCACCUUAGGAGGAAAGUAUAAAGCAUAAAUGACGCUUAUGCAUCGAUUUAGCCACUGUAAUGCCCCACAACAGUGGUCAAUGAAUGAUGGACGCUCACAAGUAAGAGGGAACAACUAACGAUGUUUAUGAUAAAGGUGUUAGAAUGGUUGACAAUGAUACAACAGAUACUCGCCAGUAAGAGAGACAUCGGAACUAAUUGCCAUUGAAGGCGAUGAAAGAUUCCAUUAAAUUCCUCUAGAAUAAUUUUUAAGGUUUUUUUUGAAAAUCGCCUUCCUUCUUGUUUCUUUUUCUUAGCUGUUGUGAUAUAUGACGCUAUUUCAGAUGGAGGAGUCUGGACUAACAGGUUUUUGGAAACAACUGGUGAGACGCAGAUCACUUUAGUGAACGAUUUUAGUUAUGAUAAGGCUUCAUUGUUUGCCUUAACUAUAGUUUCCUUUUGGCAAUCGAGAUCAUCAAAAAGUAACUAUGGUUGAAUCAGGCCAGGAUCUCUGAGAUAAAUCAUGUUUGAUAUAUGAAACCUUAUAAGAAUGAACGAUUUCGCGAGCUUUUUUCUGUUUUCAUGUGCAUUUGUUUUGCUGAGGUAUGCGCAAAUAUGCAAUAAAUUACCUUUUUUCUAUAACAAUGCGUCCACACUCCAUGAAACAGCUGUGUAUGGUGACUGAAUUAAAGAGAGAUGAUAAUUGAUUGAUAAAUAAAAAGAAAGAGCGUGGGCGAAAACUAAAAAAAACGCCUUGGCUCUCACAGGAUUAAUCAUGGCAUCCUUAGCACCAGAUGGGCGCUCUAUCCAAUGGCAUGGAUCGAGCUAAGGAGAGACCCUUGUAUACCAUGGCCAUUGUGUCAGUGUGUAUAUAGUAUCUGUAGUAUCCUAGGAAUGGGUUGCACACAACAUCGUCAGGCACUGUGCGGUUACGAUUUCCUCGAUCGCAAACUAACACAUAUCAACUAUAAUCGAGCGAUGUUGGUUUUUUCUUUUCAAGGCUAUCAAGUGACUAGUGCACAACAAAUGCUUGCUCAAGGAUUAAAGAACCGCGCAAAAGACCUCAGUGUUGAUUUGAAAGUUGCAGCUGUCAAAGGAAAAUAUUUGCAAGAUAACUAUCAAGAUUUGUUUUAUACCAAGGCACGUAAUUUGGUGUGGAAAUUGCGACGAGCAUUCGACGAAGCGUUGACUAAAGUUGACGUGUUGAUAAUGCCUACAACUCCAAUGAAAGCUAGGCGCAUACCACAUAUCAAUGUAACAUUAAAAGGUAACUUGAAGCAAACAGUCUAAGGGUGCAUACGUUCGUUUGACCAUAUCCCGCAAUAAGAAUAAAUGGAAUAAACUCUAGAUCACUAGUCCUGUCCAGGUAUUAAUCAAAGCCUCUGCAAAUGUGGUUGAAAUACAAUAUUGAGAUAUAAGUGAAGAAUGAUCAUCGCAGUAAAUUUUCCAAUUUAAGCAAUUGGAAAGAAGAAGCCUGAAAAAAUCAGGCCUUCAACGGGAUUCGAAGCCGUGACUUCCGCGUUACCGGUGCGUUGCUCUACCAACUGAGCUAUGAAGCCACACAUUGGGAGCGAGGUCAAUUUAUUGAGUUCCUAUCUCCCGUGAGGAGUGAAAUGAUGUUAAAUAUAUAUGAAAUAAUUCAUUUUGGAAAUGCGGUUGUAGAUGAAAGUGAAGAAUGAUCAUCGCAGUAAAUUUUCCACUUUAAGCAACCGCAGUUCAAAAAUGAAUUAUUUCAUAUAUACUUCACAAUAUUGAGAUAGCUGCUGCAUUCCAGUGGUCCAAAAAUUCUGGUAAAGCGAUUUAUUUUUCUUCUGCAAAACAGUGAAUCGAAUGCACCCUGCUGCUAUAUCUCCCUUCGUGUAUUUCACAUCCCAUUCCCUUUUUCUCUUUAAGACAGCUGCCGCGCAGGUUAUCUUUGGGCCUGUUUACAUGGAGUGAGUUAACAUGCGGCGGGUCACCCCACGUAUCAUGUAAACGUGAUCAAAAUAAAAUGAGAGAUUAUACGGACACGCACGUUACCCCAACUAAGCGGCUUAUUUCACCUAACUGGGGUCCCCCAGCUCUAUGUAAACAGACCUUGAGAGAGGAACCAUUGGAUUUCUGAAGCCACUGGGAUAAGAUCACUAUUCGAUUUUGUCUGAUAAGCAGAGUUCCAUGUUCCUUCUUCAUGGCUGGUAAUAAUGACGUACGAGAUUCUCACCCCUCCUCCCCACCCUUCUUACCACUAUCUACCCCUUAUUUAAAUCCCACACAAACUCUGUAGUUUUUGCCUCCGCAAGCGGACAAUUCCCGUAUAGGCAGCCACGGACACUUUCAGUGUUUGCGAGUUAGAUUUUAGCUUUGUUUUCAGAUUCUUGUAUCUUAAUAAAUCAAUCUUAUAUCGUCAGAACAGUGCUACUAAACACUUUCAAACAUUUUUUCCUAUUUUCCUAUGUUGUUUUUGUGGUUGGACGUGCUCCCGAAGCGGUCAUUUAACCCUUACAUCUGUAGUGGUCACUUGCGAGAACCAUUCUCGUAGGCGGGCAUACAUCAUGCGCACUUCAGUAGCAAACCUUUUUCGCGUCCCUAGGGUGUCCGCUACUCUGCGUCCAAGAGCUUGCACUGUGCUAUAAUAAGUGCUGUGGAACAAGUGAAUUAGAACGCCAUAAAGCUAAAAUGAGUAAGAACAUAAAUAAAUAAAAUCAUGUUAAGGUAUAAACUCAUUGGUUUUAUUUAUUUAUUUAUUUAUUUAUUUAUUCAGAGUCAUCGGACAUGCACCUUUAGUGCACGUUAACAGAGACAAUUCCCGAAGACAGUGAUCUAGAGUUCUUCUGGAUGACUUUAAUUCGCCUUUCUCAGAUUCCUGGUUUACCGACCACUUCUAACUAAAAACAGUCUCUUGACUACGUGUACUAUCUCAGUUGUUCAGUGAAAUGAAUAUUUCUGUGACACUUUUAAUCACCAGCAAAGAGAUUAAUUAUGGUGCACGUUCUUUUUAAUUCCUUUACAGAAUACCUUACAUCGUGCGGUGAAAACAUAAUGAACAACUGUGCAUUUAACAUGACUGGUCAUCCAGCCUUGUCCAUCAAUGCAGGCUUUAGUCAAGGAUUACCAGUUGGAAUGCUGAUGGUUGGGAGGAAGUUUGAAGAAGCGACUCUUCUUAAUGUCGCUUACGCAUUUGAAAAGAUCCGAGAUUCUAUGUAGCAGUAUAGUAAUGUAUUGUGAAACUGUUUUUUCAGACACCAAGAGCUGUCUAGUUCUUCAGUUUCCCUCUCAUAUCGUUUUAUACAUGGAAAGUCUCAGCGUUUCUAAAAGAAACGUUCAAAAACCUUUCUUAUUCAUAGAUAUAAUUUUUUAUUUUGUUAUGCAAAUGUAAAUAGUUUCAUUUUUUGAUUCAUUAUUCCAUCAUCAAAAUGUCAUAGUGUCCGUAAUUAUUAUUUUCAUUUUUAUGUAUGGUGAAAGAGCCUUCAAGGGGAACGUAUACCUGACAAUAAAGUAUGCAUGCAUGUAUAUAGCCGGUAUGCAUGUACGUAUGUUAAGUAUAGCCUUCGUGACAGG